Messenger RNA from Halichondria panicea, 2243 nucleotides. RefSeq names its product ankyrin-3-like. The record is from RefSeq and is a predicted model, not a curated record. The coding region runs from base 114 to 2093 and encodes 659 amino acids. The transcript is spliced from 2 exons. Gene Ontology annotation, molecular function: protein binding. Lineage: Eukaryota; Metazoa; Porifera; Demospongiae; Suberitida; Halichondriidae.
AGGGGUGUGUCUAAACUAAUCAAACUGGGAGCCAAUAUAAAGUAUUUAAUAGUAGAGAGAAACACAUAACAAUCAGUGAAACUAAGCUGUAAUAUAAUUAUAUAUACGUGACAAUGGGAGCAGAAGAGUCGAGGUACGAGUACAAUCAAGACUAUGAAGAUGAUGAAAUCUUUGGGCCAGGCUACCUCCAGUCACCCCCCAAGGCCAAACCAGGAGUUGUCCAGACUACUACCAGCACACUAGUGGACAUUCACAAUGAUAUAACUAUAGGGUCGGAGAUCUCAGCUAUCAGGAAACUGACGCCACAGGAAUCUACAGACAGUGACGCGGAGCAAAAAUGCGAUCAAAUCUCACUGGAUGAAUUCACAAGUGCCGUCUCAAUUGCUCGAAAUGACAAACACCUCAAAGAUAUACUCUGGCAGAAAUACAGCAUCCCUGCUCAAUUCAUUCUCAUGGCUGCCCACGCUGCCCUCAAACACAACAAGCUCGAUGUGCUCGGUCGAGUACUGCGAUUGAACUCUAUACUCCCUUCCGACUCCGCCUUGAGGCUCGACGAUGAGACACUGUUGAUGUAUCUCCACAAGGCCGUGUCAAAAAAUCAGAUGGACGCUUUUCGACUUCUACUCCAGAAUAUAAAGGACCCCACUCAAUUUCAAGCUAUGACCGAGCUACAAGCCAUUGCAAUUUUGGCAGCACAGUUUGGGAACAUGGCCGUGGUGCAUCUGCUAUGCGUCAAUUGCCCAUUCUGCUUGAAACAAACAAAGCAAGGCACAAGUGUCUUCACUGAAAUAGCCAAAGCCAAGCCACAAGAUCCUGCAGUUUCGAUCGCUUCCGUUUAUAGCGAUAUCCUCGAAAUCAACUCAGCGUAUGUGAACACACAAGAGCCCGAUGGCAACACUGCUCUGCACAUUGUCACAGAAAGGGGAGACUACGACGCUGUCAGGAUUUUGCUGAUGUAUGGAGCAUGUGCAAGCCUACCUAAUGCACAAGGCAAGACACCACUUGAUAUUGCCAAAGAGAAAGAAGCAGACCCCGAGAUUAUUGACCGUCUUAAAGAACUCUCUGAUAAGCAAAAACCUGCUCAGUUUUCUCUCUAUCAAGCAGCCAUUGAGAGCGAUUUUGAGAAUGUGCGAAAACUUCACUACCUUGGUCUGCCUAUUGACUCCAAGUGGCUGGAUGGGACAACUGCUCUAGCUGCAGUUGCUAAGAAAGGAAACCAAAAAAUGGUUGAUUUUCUCCUAUCUUUAGGUGCUUCUCCUAUCCCUCUAGGCUGCUACUGGCCUGACCUGCCAGCCAUGAUAGCAAUGCUCGAAGAUCACAUUGAAGUAGCCCUCAUUUUAAUGAAGAGUACAGAAGACUACCUCCACCAAGCUUCCUACCAAGAGAAGAAGCACAUUAAGAUGCAGCUGGUGUCUCUGCUUCAUCACUGUUGCCGUGUCGGUGCUACUCAAGUUGCAAGAAUGGUGCUCAGCUCAAGAGCUCGAAUCAACCCCAACACAGAGUUCAGGAAACAUCUUGCCCCCAUUCACAUUGCGGCAAAGUAUGGACAACUUACGAUGAUCAGAUUGCUUAAAUUUUACAAAGCAGAUGUCAACCUACCUACAGAGAUCUACUGCAACACUGCACUACACUAUGCUUGCUUUUAUGGUCAUCUAGAUGUGGCUGGAUUCCUUUUGUGUCAAACGAAUGUUUCAAUAAACUGCACCAAUAUUCAACACGAGACCCCUCUCUACUGUGUCCUUCGAAGACAACUCACUCUAAAUGAGAAAAAUUCAUACAUCCGAGAAGACAGCGUUAUCUUUUUAAUCCAUGCUGGAGCACUCUUACUCAAGCCAGGUCGUCAUAAAUGUGAACUGAGACAGCUAAGCCUUCAAGUGGCAGAACAGAGAUGGAAUUUUGUACCUGAGCAGACCAUAAAACUUAUACUUGUACUGAGAGAUGACAACCUCAUGGAGAUGUCUCUAGCAUCUGAGGCAAGACUCGUGAUUCGGGGAGGUAUGAAAGUGCAAGUGAACGAAGAAACGGUGACACAGUUGGGACUGCCUUUUCGAUUGCAAGAAUACAUCUUACUCAAGGACUGGUUUUCCACUUAGAACCUUGCUAUAUUUCUUUAUGUGUGACGUGUGUGUGUGUGUGUGUGUGUGUGUGUGUGUGUGUGUGUGAACCAUUCUACUUUUUGUCUAAUACAAUGUGAUUGUGAUCAUGCAUCCUGUGAAGAAAUUGCCAUAUUCCCUCGUUUCUAA